AUGCAGUGUUCGCUGACGAUUGUUCUGUGUAUCGUUUAUAUGACCGCGAACUUCUCGGAGGCCGUCGAGAAGGAACGAGUAAGGGAAUUAGUACGGGAGUGGGCGCCGCUGGUCUGGCUGGCACCUGGCGAACAGUUCCUGCCCCUCGGGGUGCCUGACUUCCUGGACCACAUGCAGCCCGACGACGAUUACCUUCGCACCAGAGUCGACGUAGAGUCGUUGCUGAGGAACCGGUCGUCCUUCUUAUACGGCCGCAAGCCAGCCAGCUCGGUGCCGGUUUACGCGUUGAUCAACAAUUGCGCGGUUCAAGAGGACACGGCCGGCUCGAGCGGCGUCCGUGAGCCGAAGAGGAGGUCGCGUAGGAACGGCGAUCAUCCCGUCGCCGAUUUCGGCUCCUCGAUCUUGACGAACGACGUCCCGGGGAAAGCGUGGAAGAGCGAGGCGAGGAAGCCCGCCGGAGAGAAAAUGGGGGAUUUCGAGAAAAAGACGAAAAAACGGAACAGGUCCCGGAAGCCGCGCUUUCACGUGACCUAUUGGAUGUUCUACCCGUUCAGCGAGGGAAAGGCAGUCUGCGUUCUGGAUCUCGGAUUUUUUGGUACCUGGCCGAUACCCACCGUAGGCGGCGUGUGCCUCGGCAUGCUGAAGGAGUACGGCAGCCACGUGGGCGAUUGGGAGCACAUGAGCCUGUAUUUUAAGGACGCCAAUUAUCCCUCCGCCAUGUACGUGUCCGCCCAUGACGCAGGCGCGUUCUACAGGUACGACCCGCGGAGCGGCACCUUCGUCUACGAGAGCCAGGAGACGCGCAAGGGGAUCUUCCAGAAGCCUAUAUUCCCGGAAAGGGUAUUCACCGCCAGCGGUUCCCAUCCGAUACUGUUCAGCGCGCGCGGCUCCCACGGGCUAUGGACCGCGCCCGGCAAGCACAAGUUCGUCAGGUUGCCCAGACUGUACGAUGAGAGCGGCUUCGGCACCGCCUGGCCCACGUGGAAGAAGAUAGAGUUGCUGCUGAAGGAGGAGGACAGCGUCCUGCCGGGCUGGAUGAAUUUCAAGGGCAAAUGGGGCAACCCGAAGAGCAACUGCCAUCCCUUGGUCAGGCUCGGCUUCAACAUCUGCGAGUUCGUCGACGGACCGACCGGCAUUCCCAUGAAGAAGACGAGCUUCCGGUGCUGACAGUGGAUACUCGAUAGGUGCUUUUUAUUUAUGACGAGUAGGUGGAGAAACGUUCUAGGAUCUUGGAGGAUCAUGUUUGUCAAGGUGCUCGUUAGUAUGUUAAUACACUCAUGUUAGUGACGUGAAAGCCGGUUACCUCGAGCUUUUCGAGAGCCAAAGGCAUUCGUCUGAAUGAUAAGGCAGUCGUGUUAAAUGCA
Nomia melanderi (Alkali bee) is the source of this 1364-nucleotide messenger RNA. RefSeq lists its product as uncharacterized. NCBI's taxonomy places the organism in Eukaryota, Metazoa, Arthropoda, Insecta, Hymenoptera, Halictidae. The record is from RefSeq and is a predicted model, not a curated record.